Molecule: messenger RNA, 802 nt
Organism: Cuscuta europaea
Lineage: Eukaryota; Viridiplantae; Streptophyta; Magnoliopsida; Solanales; Convolvulaceae
Source: the annotation of a GenBank genome assembly
CAGGAUUCAGACUUAUCCCAAAUCAAUAUCCCCUCUCUCAAUCCUGGCUUAUCCCAAAUUAAUUUAUCUUGUGUUGCAAAUUCUACUCCAUACUAAAAAAAAAGAAGCUUCAUAAUAUCAAUCAAUUCCUAUGGCGGCAGCAUCCACUGCUUUGCUAUCUACGCCGAUCUUCCGAAGCGGCGGGAGGAGUAAGUCCAUCUCUGACAUCUCCUCAUCCAGAUCCAUCAUCAACUUCAACUCGAGGAGAGAGAAGAGGCGGCCGCGCAGCAACGGAGUCGCCGUCGUCAAGGCGGAGCUGAAUCCGCAGGUGGUGAUCAGCCUGAGCACAGGACUGUCGCUGUUCAUGGGAAGGUUCGUGUUCUUCAACUUUCAGAGGGAAAACGCGGCGAAGCAGGGGCUGCCGGAGCAGAACGGGGUGUCGCACUUCGAGGCAGGGGAUAGGCGAGCGAAGGAGUAUCUGAGUCUGCUGAAAUCGAACGAUCCGGUAGGGUUCAACAUUGUGGAUGUUCUCUCCUGGGGAUCCAUUGGUCAUAUUAUUGCUUAUUCCAUCCUUGCCACUUCUUCCAAUGGUUACGAUCCAAACUUCUUCGGCUGAUCAUCUUUUAAUUCUUCGUGUGAUGUUGAUAAUCAUCAUUCUAAGAAUGUAAUGAUAUUUUUAUAAUUAGUUAUGUUUCAUUCUCGCUUAUAAUAUGGCAUUUACGUUCAAUAAAAAAUCAAUUAGUUAAUUAAUCGACGCAUCCUUUAACCUAUACCAGGUACUUUGUACUUCAAAAUUUAAAAAUAAUGAUGAAUUUAUGACUAA